Coregonus sp. 'balchen' is the source of this 551-nucleotide messenger RNA. The record is from the annotation of a GenBank genome assembly. Lineage: Eukaryota; Metazoa; Chordata; Actinopteri; Salmoniformes; Salmonidae.
AUGGUGAGUAAACGACAGCACCUGGGGGAGGAAGAAGAGAGGAUGGUGAGUAAACGACAGCACCUGGGGGAGGAAGAGAGAAGGGUGAGUAAACGACAGCACCUGGGGGAGGAAGAAGAGAGGAUGGUGAGUAUACGACAGCACCUGGGGGAGGAAGAAGAGAGGAUGGUGAGUAAACGACAGCACCUGGGGAGGAAGAAGAGAGGAUGGUGAGUAAACGACAGCACCUGGGGGAGGAAGAAGAGAGGAUGGUGAGUAAAUGACAGCACCUGGGGGAGGAAGAGAGGAUGGUGAGUAAACGACAGCACCUGGGGGAGGAAGAAGAGAGAAGGGUGAGUAAACGACAGCACCUGGGGGAGGAAGAAGAGAGGAUGGUGAGUAAACGACAGCACCUGGGGGAGGAAGAAGAGAGGAUGGUGAGUAAACGACAGCACCUGGGGGAGGAAGAAGAGAGGAUGGUGAGUAAACGACAGCACCUGGGGGAGGAAGAAGAGAGGAUGGUGAGUAAACGACAGCACCUGGGGAAGGAAGAGAGAAAAAAGAGAGUAUAG